This is a messenger RNA of Sipha flava (yellow sugarcane aphid), 2418 nucleotides long. Its product is annotated as laccase-8-like. Gene Ontology annotation, biological process: iron ion transport. The transcript has 12 exons. Bases 241 to 2007 code for a protein of 588 amino acids. NCBI's taxonomy places the organism in Eukaryota, Metazoa, Arthropoda, Insecta, Hemiptera, Aphididae. Gene Ontology annotation, molecular function: copper ion binding; oxidoreductase activity. The record is from RefSeq and is a predicted model, not a curated record. Gene Ontology annotation, cellular component: plasma membrane.
CAUGGUCCAGUCUCCAGGCAUCACGUAGAAGUUUCACUUGUGAGUUGCUCUUGCUCAAUGCGUGAUCAAAUAAUAAUUACUGUGCCGGUUAAAAAAUUCUUAUUUUACUCGUAAAAACAGUUACAAUUUUACUUUACCAUAUCCCAUUUGCAGUUUAUAUACAAUAUGUCAAUGUUCUAAUUGUGAUAUUAAAACUCUAAGGUUUUAAUCGGAUGAGUGUUCUUUUUCAAAUUUAAAAAAAUGACAGAAAAUAAUAUUUUGUGCGCAUGCAUGCUUCGGUUGUCUAUUCUCAUCGGCCUUUUAUCAGUUGUGGUUACUAUAAUUUAUUAUACACCUGUACCUGAUCUCGAAGCUUCAAAAGAAAAUUGUGAUAGAAAAUGUCAUGAACUGGAUUGGCCGUUAAUUUGCAGAUUCAAGAUUGUAUUGGAAACUCAAAAACUUCAAAAAAAUUGUCAAAAGUGUUCAGGCAAUCAAACGCAAUGCCUUGAUGACAUGUAUUGUGACAGAUACUCAGAAAAAAUUAUAACAGCUAACAAACAAGUUCCUGGUCCACCAAUAAGAGUUUGUGAAAAUGAUAUAAUGGUUAUAGAUAUUGUUAACCGAAUACCAGGGCACAGUGUUUCGGUACAUUGGAGAGGUCAAUGGCAAAGAGAGACUCCAAUAAUGGAUGGUGCACCUAUGGUAACUCAGUGCCCAAUAUUACCACAUACAACAUUUCAAUAUAAAUUUAGAGCUGCUCAAGCCGGAACACAUUGGUGGCAAAUAUUAUCUGGCGAUGAGUUGUCUGAACGAGUUUUUGGAGCGUUUAUAGUAAAACAGUCGAAACGAAGAGAGCCACAUGCUGCCAUAUAUGAUCAUGAUGAAACUGCAUAUACUUUACUUGUAGAGUACACAAUAUCUCAAAAUAGUAUCGAUGGAAUUCGUAUAAACGGAAAUACAAUGAAUACGUCGAUUGUGGUUAAAAACAACGAGAGAUAUAGAUUCAGAACAAUUAAUACCGGAGGAGCUUCGCAAUGUCCAAUUGAAAUCUAUGUACAGGAACAUCAUUUAACGGUGAUAUCGAUUGAUGGUAAUGCGGUUGAAUCCAAAACAGUAGAUAUUGUUCGAGUAGAACCAGGUGAAACAUUGGAUUUUAUUCUAACAGCGAGUAAAAACCAAGGCAUUUUCGACAUGAUGGUCAUCUCUGAGGGUCAUUGCAAAGAUUUCAAUCUUACACACACAUUAAAUUUACACUACGAUUCAUCAUUAAACGAUAUUAUUUUUGAUAUGAAAAAUUCUAAACAACUGAAAACUGACAGUGUUGAGAAUCGGCACUUGUCCACCACAAGUAUAUUGAGUUUACCGCACGAGUUGUCCACAGAAAAAUUGAAAAAUACUAUAUACUUGGGAUUUUCUUCAAUCAAAUAUCAACUCGGUGAAGGGACAUGGUCGUUGCCGAAUUUCAACAACUUGUCGAUGGUUCUUCCGUCCGCACCGUUACUAUUGCAACAGCCCGAUGACGUAGUUAUGUGUAACACUGAAAAUGUGCCGCACAAAUGUCAGUCUAGUUUAACGUCUUGUGAGUGUACGCACGUCAUUGAUUUACCACUAAACUCUGCCACGGAAUUGGUUAUUUUCGAUACAGAGCACACACUGUUUAAAACAGACCGAUCGCAUUCGUUUCACUUGCACGGGCAUAGUUUGUACAUGGUUGGUGAGAAGCGAAAAGUAUUCAUCAAGUCGGCAGAUCAAGCAAAGAAGUUAGACGAUGAAGCACAAUUGUUGCGCAGGAGACUCGACAUGCCGGUAUUGAAGAAUACUGUUGUUGUAACAGCAGCGGGCGUAUCAGUUGUACGAUUUAUUGCCAACAAUCCCGGGUACUGGUUAUUUAGAAGUGAAAUAACAUCAGAAUGGUCCAGUGGCUUGUCAUUGAUUUUUAGAGUUUCAAACCCCUCUGGAAGUUAUCAAGUACCAGAGGAUUUUCCCAAGUGUGGAAAUUUUAUUGGUCCAGAAUUUUUUUUGGCUUGAUUUUCAAUUGGACUCGUUAGUUUUCAACGACGUUGAAAUGGAUACGCCAUCGUUAGUCGUUAGCGUUCAAAAUAAUUACCUCUAAACGCUUAUCUUUAAUUUUAUGUUAUACUCAUUGAAUUGUUAAAAGUUUUAAAAGCUAUAACAACUGAAAAUUAAUAAUGCUUUUAUAUAACCGUAAAUUUUCCCGGAAUUUACAGUUUAGGGAUUUUAUUUAUUAUGGAUCUUACCGGAAAGCCUAGUGCUUUUAAUAGUUCACUAUUAUGUCAGAGUACGAGUAUAUUUUAUAGAAUUAUGUAAUUAUUUUCAUAAUAAGUUAUGAAAAAUCAUAUUUCGUAUCUUAAAAAUUAUUCAUUUUCUAUCUACUGUGAUUAGAAAAACGAACGACUGUGAUUAGAUAUAAUGUGAUGG